Aspergillus alliaceus is the source of this 987-nucleotide messenger RNA. RefSeq lists its product as uncharacterized. The record is from RefSeq and is a predicted model, not a curated record. The transcript has 2 exons. Gene Ontology annotation, cellular component: cytoplasm. Gene Ontology annotation, molecular function: phosphopantetheine binding. Gene Ontology annotation, biological process: amino acid activation for nonribosomal peptide biosynthetic process; secondary metabolite biosynthetic process. Lineage: Eukaryota; Fungi; Ascomycota; Eurotiomycetes; Eurotiales; Aspergillaceae. Bases 1 to 987 code for a protein of 328 amino acids.
AUGACAGCGACUGGAAAACUUGAUAGGCGUCAUUUGCGUGGCCUUGCUAUGAAUUCGUCUCCCGAUGACAUGGCAUUAUAUAGACUCUCUAACGCAUCGACACGGACUCCAUCUACACGUAUGGAAUUGGAUUUGCAAGCACUCUGGUCCCAGGUUCUUCAGGUGGAUACAGCUUUGAUUUCCGUGAAUGCUCAUUUCUUCCGACUUGGUGGUGAUUCUAUUGCGGCCAUGAAACUGGUAACCGUAUCCAGAUAUAACGGAAUAUCCCUGACCGUCACUGAUAUAUUCCGCAACCCAUUCCUUUGCGAUCUAGCCGCACUUGCUGCAUCUCAUCAUAGCAACUCUGGACACGAAUUGCUUGUACCAUCAUCUUCCUUCAAGGACUCUACAGAUCCCAUUUUUGCAUUCAGCAAAGCUGAAAUUUCCCCACUCGUUCAAUACCCCCCCGAGGAUAUUCUCCAAAUCCUGCCUCUUGUGACGGCGCAGUCACUAUACAGGCUGCUGAGCGCGCAAGUGACGCGAAAUCUGCGCCAACGAGCAAUCACCCACGCCCACGAGGUCCGCCUAGCCAACACAGCCGCCUCAGACCACUCAGAAAGCACCGAGUCGGAAUCAGAUCUGACACAACCAUCUGGGACCAUCUCCCAAGCCGAAAGCUCCGAGCAGUCUGAAGAGUCCGAUCCGCCCGGGCGAUCCGACACAGACGCGCCAUCAGCCCCGGAGAACUCGGGGUCGGACUCGGACGCCAAUCUAGAGAUCCCAGACCGGGAGGCAGUCCAGCAAUCCUCGGCCUCAGAUACCGACACACGACCUGAACAGCAAAUGUCCAUGUCCCUGUUCAGCAGCCCGAAGAAACGACGGUCAACGCGCCUCCAGAAGGAACCGAUCAAACGCCGAAAAACCACAGGCCCGAGAGAAAUACCCCAACCAACACCCGAACAACGGCCAAAGACCCGAGCGGGCUGGACCCCUAGGCGGAAAGCCUAA